GCAUCAAUAUUAUCGACAGCUAAAUUUGGAGGUGCAGGUCAGCUCGCCAGCUUACAGUGUCAACUUUCAUUUCCAGGGGCUGCGGGUUCUAUUUUGAGCGCAGGGAGCGAUCUGCUCAAAGUGCAGUCGACUGGUUGCAUUUGAGGACUUAGCUUAGCCCAUUUUCCUUCAAUGAAUGAGCUUUUCUUAUAGCUGUAGUGGAAUUCAGCAGAAUCUUACAGUGUGAGAAAUGGCUCCAAAAAAGGGCAAGGGAGCUGAUGCACUAAAGCCACCACCAUUGAUUGGAAGGUUUGGCACCUCGCUGAAAAUAGGGAUUGUUGGCCUACCCAAUGUUGGUAAGUCAACCUUUUUCAACGUGCUGACAAAGAGUCAGGCUGCGGCUGAAAAUUUCCCCUUCUGCACCAUUGACCCAAAUGAAAGCAGAGUGCCCAUUCCAGAUGAACGCUAUGAUUUCCUCUGCCAAUUCCAUAAACCUGCCAGCAAAAUCCCAGCUUUUCUUAAUGUUGUUGACAUUGCUGGUCUGGUGAAAGGUGCUCAUGCUGGCCAAGGCCUGGGAAAUGCCUUCCUGUCCCACAUCAACGCCUGUGAUGGCAUCUUCCACAUGACACGUGCUUUUGAUGAUGAGGAUAUCAUCCAUGUGGAGGGGACAGUGGACCCAGUGAGGGACAUGGAGAUCAUCCACGAGGAGCUGAGGCUGAAGGAUGAGGAGAUGAUCAGCCCUAUUAUUGACAAGCUAGAGAAGACAGCCAUUAGAGGCGGUGACAAGAAACUCAAACCAGAAUAUGACAUUAUGUGCAAAAUCAAGAGCUGGGUAGUGGAUGAAAAGAAACACAUCCGCUACUAUCACGACUGGAACGACAAGGAGAUCGAAGUGCUGAACAAAUACUUGUUUUUGACAUCCAAACCAAUGAUCUACCUCGUUAAUCUCUCUGAGAAAGACUACAUAAGAAGAAAGAACAAAUGGUUGGUGAAAAUCAAGGAGUGGGUGGACAGUCAUGACCCCGGAGCCUUGGUCAUCCCCUUUAGUGGCGGCCUAGAGAGCCUGCUGCAGGACAAGAGUGAAGAGGAGAGGCAGAAGUACUGCACAGAGCACAAGACGCAGAGUGCCCUGAGCAAGAUCAUCAAGGCAGGCUACGCAGCCCUGCAGCUGGAGUACUUCUUCACUGCUGGACCAGAUGAGGUCCGUGCAUGGACCAUUCGGAAAGGAACUAAGGCUCCACAGGCUGCGGGGAAGAUCCACACAGACUUUGAGAGGGGCUUCAUUAUGGCGGAAGUAAUGAAAUUCCAGGAUUUUAAAGAGGAAGGCAGCGAGAGUGCUGUCAAGGCAGCUGGUAAAUACAGACAGCAGGGAAGAAACUACAUCGUCGAGGACGGAGACAUCAUCUUUUUUAAAUUCAACGCGCCGAACGCACCAAAGAAAAAGUGACGCAAGAACAAUGCGUUUGUUUACACAACUGACUGUAUUGUUGCCUUAUAUCUGGCCGCUUUUACACUUUUUGUUUUCCGUGCUGUAUGACUGAAUCCCCCACUCGUGUGCCAAGGCACAGGUUCAGUAAACUCUGACAGCUUUGCUAUUUAAGAUCAGGAUCGGCCCCCACUCCAAAUUGUAGCAGCAUUUGAAGGAGCAUAUUACUCUCCAGAUACUUCAUUAAUCUCCAUCACGGGUGCCAGCACUGACACAGCUGACAGCGGGGACAAUGCCACCUGCUCCUCUCCCCCUUCUGCAGAUAAUGCAUGUUUUACAGUAGCCCAGAUGUCUACACUCAAUAAAACAUUUGACAAAACCAGUCUGUGUGUGUUUUGGGAUGUCUGUAUUGAGUGGGAAGCUGCAUGGGGAUAGUGAUAGCGGUCCUGCCGACCACUGAUUAGAGAAUUAAAAGACACAGCUGACACUGACUGUAGCAUAGAGGGGACAAUUAUAAUUAAAUCUGUUAACUGAGGCUGAUUUUGGAAGGGCACAUGCUGGAUGCAGGUGUCUUGGCCAAAAGAAGUGGUCACUUUAAAUGAUUAUUUGCAAAGAGACUGAGUUAACCUUUCAUUUAUAAUUUUUAUGACAUUAUUGUAUGAUAUUAUACAUGUCCUCUCUUUCACUACGCCGCCAGCUUUUGGACUCUGUCCCUAAAAACAAAAACCAAAAAAACCCCACAAUAAAAUAAGAAUAGCACAUUUUUUAUGUUUAAAGUUUCCUACUCCCAUCCUUGAACAACAAAUACACAUCUGCACACACACAAAAAAAAAUCCAAGAAAUAUUCAUACAAGCCAUAUUUUUACAAAAAAAGAAAAACUCCAGCUUUUAGUAUAUUCUGUAUGGUAUGAAAAUAGAAGUUGAUACAAUCCACAAGCACAACCAGAAAACGAUUCCUGUUGUCUGAAGUAGUGUUUUUCUCACCCCCUAUACUUUGUGUGUAAGUGUUUGUGAAGCGUUUAUGCUGAUGGAAUUGUAUGGCUGCAGCCGCAGUGCUCCAAAGUAAGAUUGUAUUCUCCGUGGGAGUCCGAACAAAGAGCUGCAGAUCAGCAGUGCUUUGCUGAAUAUCUUGUAACCAUUAAGACUGCGGAGAAAAAAAAAGGCUUUUUGAUGGGAACAAAAAGAUUGAAUAAAAAUGGUCAUUUUUCAGAAAGAGUAUUGCAUAUCCAAGUUUUUUGGAUGGGAUGUUUUAUGGAGUGGAGCCUGUGCUCGCACUACAAAGCAUAGUGUUUGUCAUGGAAAUAAGGUGGAUUAUAGUUUUCAGAGUUUGAGAUCAGUGGCAAAAUAUAGGAUAGUGUUUAUUGUGGUUACUUAGAAAGAAUGACGGAUGACAACAUGUGUAUCAAAUAACAUUAAGCUUAUUUUUCUUGGUAGCUUUACCAUUAACCAGUGGUUUUAAUCACUGAAAUUUCUUGCAGCAGACCAAGAAUGUUAUUGCUACCAACACUUAGAGCUCUCGCGUACAGUAUAUGCUUUAACGACGGACUGCUUUGAGUUGACUGGUUUCUAAGUGAAACCAUACAAACCCUCUGGAGAGCACAAUGGGGGCUUGAGACUAAACUGUUUUUGCAUUCUUCUCGGGGUGGUAUUGGUGUUGGCCAACCUAAACCCAACACAGAAGAUUAUUCAUCUGCUGCAGUUUUGAGGCUCGGGGAUUGAUGAGUUGUUCCCAGCGGUCUGGGUCAUGGAGUAUUUUGUUUUUCAUAAAGUGACAAUAAAUCCUUUCAGGGCAAGUAAUAAAGCUAUUUAGAAUCAUGCAGAUGCAGUAUAGGAACAAAACACCAGACCGAAAAAGUCCUCAACAUGCUGUUUCAGGAUUUGAUACCAAUAAUUUUGCUGUCACAGAAGAAGCAAGGAUUCAUGAAUUAUAAACUCAUUGGGUGUCCUGACAUCAUGGAACACAUUAUAAAAUAUUUAUAUAUGCGCAACCACACAGUUAAUAGCAAAAACAAACGCGUGUUAAAGUAUCCAUAAACAUUACUGGGUGACAUAGGUAGGACAGUAAAAACUGCCCAGCAGGGCUCAUGAAACGAGCCCAGAAAUCUGACAGAAUCUCUGCUGGUACAAAUGUGCCGUCAGCACCAUCAAUCAAGUGGUGCCACUCUGCCCCGAGGCAAACCACAGUGGCAUCAAACCAAGAAGGACACAGAGUGGAAAGCUCACUUUAAAACACACACCCAACAAAACAGACUGCGGCCUGCUGCUGUAAAUCACACGGACACCAAAGAGCUUUGAAGAUUUUUUUUAUUUAUU
Messenger RNA from Oreochromis niloticus (Nile tilapia), 3718 nucleotides. Its product is annotated as obg-like ATPase 1. The coding region runs from base 230 to 1426 and encodes 398 amino acids. The record is from RefSeq and is a predicted model, not a curated record. Lineage: Eukaryota; Metazoa; Chordata; Actinopteri; Cichliformes; Cichlidae. The transcript has 11 exons. Gene Ontology annotation, cellular component: cytoplasm. Gene Ontology annotation, molecular function: ATP binding; ATP hydrolysis activity; GTP binding.